AUGUCUGGAAUGUGGGCGAUUGUCAGCGGUGCAACACAUCACAUCUGCUAUGACAAGUCCACGUUCGAAUUUCUGGACGAGCGCAAUGAAGGUGAAGUGUUGGUUGCAGAUGGGAACAAGGCUGCGAUCAACGGUGUCGGGACAAUCAUCGAAAAGGUGACCCUGUCCAACGGUGAAGAGCGCGAAGUCGAGAUCAAGAACGCGCUUUACGUCCCAAGCAUGAACAAAAACUUGCUUUCGAUACCACAAAUCAACAGAAGCGGCAAGUUUUAA
Messenger RNA from Peronospora matthiolae, 273 nucleotides. The record is from the annotation of a GenBank genome assembly. Lineage: Eukaryota; Oomycota; Peronosporomycetes; Peronosporales; Peronosporaceae.